AUGUCGAUACCUUCUGCGACACUGUCCCUCAACGCCGCGGUCACUGCGGACGAUGUUCUUGAGAUGCAAGAAUACGAUAGGAUAGUGCGGUUUCGCGAUUCUAUCCUUUCUGGUAAUCACCCUAGUAUCAAAAUCCCAGUGCCGGCUGGAGGGAAAGGCGCAAGUAAUCAACAGGCCAAAGUGCAAAGUUCUGCCAGUACAACUGCAACCUCACAGAAAAGCCAGGGUGGAUUUGCAUCAAGCAAUCUGCACUCAUUCAAGGCAAACGCUCAACAGCCGGCUGUUGAAGUCUCUAAUCCCACUUCUUCGAAUGUUGGGUCUUCAAAAUCGUUGGCUUCCAUCGCAACACAUUUCGAUCCGCUGCUUCUAACCAAGUCAGAAGAGCUCAUCAAGGCUGAGCUACAUUUGCGACGCCAGAGGCUCGAAAGAGCGCUGAGGGAAGAGAUCGACACGCAACGCGCUGCCAAUAAAAACCUCGAGCAGGCCUCGGAUUUUGAUCUGUCUGAUAUUCUCGCCAAGGCACUCACGCUUGUGCAGGCAACUGCUCCUCCACUAAUGUACGACAUGGGUGCUAACGCUUCUGUAUCAAGUGACUCGUUUGACGACAACACUUUUUACUCUAGUCAGCAUGAUACUCCCGAGCCGUCACCAGAGCCCCAAGCUCACAACGCUGCAGACGACGUCCCCAUGCCAGAUGUCGCGACUGUACAGUCUCGAGCGAGCCGUCCAGACCCUACAGCUCGCCCAGCGCCCGAUCAGACCUUAGUCCCCUCACCGUUUUUAUCUAGAGCUCAAGAUCCUCAAGCACUAUCAGCUUCUCGAAAGACAGGUAACGCUACUUCUGCUUCUACAGCCAGUGGCGCAGCUCUAGAGGCGGCCCUUGCUCAUGAUUUGAGAUAUUCUCCAAGUUACGAUGUCGACACUCCAACUCAGCUGCUGCAGUCUGGCGCAGAUGAAAGUCACGCGCAGGUCAUUAGUUCUAAUGGAAGCGGCACGACGAGCAGAUCAGGAGAUCCGGGUAAUGCGGUCCUUGAGCGCCGUGCCGAUUACAACGAUCUUCAAGCUGGUCGCCCACGUUUGCCGAUCCACCAAUUUGGUCAUGUCGAGCCUCUCGUUCGAGCUCAUGACCUCUCUCCUUAUGCGCCGCAGCCAUCACACGUAUCACAGCUCGUCAUCGCCCGCCAACAACCCGUCCCCGAACCUGAGAUUAGCAUUUUGCAAGGCCCGCCCGCCCAGGUCGCAGCUUUGAGGCAAGAACAAGGAAACGGAACCAGCCCGGAAAGCUCCCCGCAAGGCGGCAAGGGUAUUAAGAAGAACAACAAGAAGAGAAAGACCGCCAAGAGAAAGACGGUCGGAGCAAGAGCUGCAGAACGUCCGGGGUCGCCAUACAUCAAGCCUGAACCUAGAUCUCCAUCCCCACUUACUUCACCUCAAUUCGUACGACCCCAAAAGCGCCAGCGACCUUUGAACCGGUCCCAGCAUGAGUUGAAUUAUGACGACUCGCGUAGUGCUCAACCUGUGCAGGUAAUUCAUGAUGACCCGCUGCCCAUAUCUCAGAGGGAUCGAGUACCAUUUGAUCCAUACCCUCGCGAUGUGCGUUAUUCGGUUGCUCCUAGUGGUCAGAGGAUAGAACGUCCACUCUAUGAGGAACGAAGAGUUGAGGAACCCAUUCAGUAUGUCCGUCGCGCACAGUCUCCGGUCUAUGCUCCCCAGUAUGCCGCCAGUGAGGCCCGGCAAAUGCGUUCAGCUACAUAUUCCAUUGCAGAACCUAUUUAUCGUGAGGCUCCUACCUAUCCACGCGAAGGACGCAUGAGUGUGCGACCCAUCGCUGACCGCGCCCGGUCACGUUCACCUGUCAUGGUUGACAACCGUCCAGCCGUCAUGGCACCCCCCCGACCUCCUACUCGUAUCUUUCGGGAUGAGUUUGGACGUGAGUAUAUGGAACCUCUACCACUCCCACCUCCCGUGCCUCGCUAUUCCGUCGCGCCUCCUGCAAGACCUGCCGAGCCAGAGGUCAUAUACGAGCAAGCACCAGUUCGUGCCGCAACACGAAUGCCGGGCCCCGACACCUUUGAACGCGACGGAGUGCUUUACAGACGUGCCUCUCCUGUGGUAGCGCCUCGACGGGUCAUUACUCAACCAGAAUACGGUGCUGCCGAAUAUCGCGAUUAUAGACAGCGAGACUACUCUCUACGACCCGGCGCGACACCAACCACGCAAGAAUUCGCCCAAUACCGACCAGAGAGUCGACCUCCUCAGCCAGAAGUCCUACCAGGAUACGGUAUGCGCGCUUCCACAGUUCGUCCUGCUGAACAGCUACGCUAUGAGUACCCUGCACGAGUAGCAAGCGUGCGCCCCGAUGUUGCCAUUCGAGAUUAUGCCGCUGGCAUCCAUCCCGAGCCGAGACGUGAGGCCGCCAUUCCUGUCUACCGCGAGUAUAGUGUUAGACCAGCAGCGGAGCCAGAGCUUCCUCGCCGUGAGUACAGUGUUCGGCCUGCGGAGCGGUACUACGACAACCGCCCAAUCAUCCGAGAGGAUGAAGUUCAAUUCAUCGAUCAACCUCGUACUGUUCAAAGAGAGGUUAUAUAUGAGGAUGGCCGCAGAGAGGUUUACCGAUAA
This is a messenger RNA of Truncatella angustata, 2619 nucleotides long. RefSeq lists its product as uncharacterized. Lineage: Eukaryota; Fungi; Ascomycota; Sordariomycetes; Amphisphaeriales; Sporocadaceae. The transcript has a single exon. Bases 1 to 2619 code for a protein of 872 amino acids. The record is from RefSeq and is a predicted model, not a curated record.